CUUCUCUCUUAUCCUGCGAAUAAGGCUUCCUUACUUAACAGCUAAAUCUCCUUCUUUAUCCCCUGCGGGGCCCAGAAAGAGAAGCUUGCUACUUUAGAGGAGAAGCUGUGCGACGCAAACCCAAUUUGUGUCGGAAUUCUGUUCCAAAGCAGAAUUCGAACGUCCUUCCAUCAUGGGAAAUCUAGCGAAACCCAUCGCUUUCGUCACGGGUGUGCUCUCACACCUCUUAUACUUCCACCAUGGCGAGCAUCACAUGAAUGGUUUGCUCUAUAUUUUCACUCUCCUCAGCGGCACUAGCGCUGGCACACUUGUUGCAAAAACGCAAUAUGGCUAUAGCCUCCUUGAGGCCAUCAAAUUGGUCGUGCCCGUUGUCGGGACCUGGCUGGCGGGAGUGUAUUCGAGUCUGAUCAUAUGGCGCGCCUUCUUUAAUCCUCUUAACAAAUUUCCCGGCGCAUUCAUGGCACGGAUGACGAGUUUCUGGUGGACGACCCACAUUGGCUCAGAAUCUCAUGCGUUCCUGAAGAACCAAGCCCUCCAUAAGAAGUAUGGAAAGUUUGUACGAAUUUCUCCUAACCAGGUCUCCGUCGCCCACGAGGAUGCGCCUGAGCUCUUCUAUGGCCACAAAUCUAAGUGCAGGAAAUCCGAAUGGUACGAUGGCGAUAAGCCUCUCACCUCCAUGCACACUUCGCGAGAUCGUCCAUUGCAUGAUCGACGACGAAGAGUCUGGAGUCCAGCGUUUUCAGACAAGGCACUUCGCAACUAUCAGCAGCGUGUCCAGCCUUACGCCGAUCAGCUCUUGCGCCGUAUCGAGGAAAUGAAAGGCAAACCAGUGAAUGUCGCACAGCUUUUUAAUUUCUUUGGUUACGACGUGAUGGGCGACCUUGCCUUUGGAAAGGAUUUCGGCAUGCUCCAGAGCGGCGAGCAGCAUUACGCUGUGACUCUUCUCAAUGAAGGAAUGCAGCCGUUUGCGAUUUUCCCUCCUGUCUGGUUCUUUCGCAUUUUGGCAGCCAUUCCAGGUAUGGCUGCGGGCUAUCACAAAUUCGUCAAGUACUGCGACGAUCAACUCCAAGAGCGGCUCAAGAAGAAGCCAAAGGACAUUGAUCUUAUGUCGCCUGUUGUAGCCCCAUUCGAAGAAGGAAAGCGAAAGCCGAACAAGUUGGAAUUAUCUUAUCUGUGUGCGGACUCCCGCCUUGUUAUUGUCGCAGGAAGUGACACAACCUCUGCAACUUUGGUGUACGUGUUCAACUAUCUCGCCAGGGAUCCGGCCUUGGUAGAAAAGGCCCGCAAGGAGCUUGAACCUCUCGUCUCCGCGGAUGGUUCUUUCGACAACAAGGAAGCGGCCAAUGCAAAUUUCAUCAAUGGCUGUAUCAACGAAGCACUUCGACUGAAUCCACCAGUCCCAACCGCUCUUCAGCGCUUGACUCCUCCGGAAGGCUUGAUGGUUGGAGACACAUAUAUUCCGGGCAACACUUGUGUUUGGUGCCCAUCCUAUGUAAUGGGUCACUCCGAGGAGAUCUACGCCCAGCCCGAGGAGUUCAUUCCGGAGCGCUGGUAUAGCAGACCAGAACUUGUCAAGAAGAAGGAGGCAUUCUUCCCGUUCUCACUUGGACCAAUGGGCUGCAUCGGCAAGCCAUUGGCUCUUAUGGAGCUUCGUAUUGUCAUGGCGAAGCUGUUGCUUGCAUUUGAUGUCUCUUAUGCUCCGGGCGAGACUGGUAAGGACUUGAUUGAGAAGAGCCGCGAUCACUUCACUAUUGAAACCGGACCACUUCAUCUUGUCUUCACGCCACGGAAGAAUUGAAAAGCUGGUUCGAAACUGGGCCUAGAUUAUAGUCUCGCUCACAUGGUAGCUGGAAAAAUCCAAUUUAAAAUCCACGGCGAGGUGCUCGCUACCCCCCAGAAUUCAGCACACUCUGCGACACGCAAUUGAAGUUUGAUCUAAUUCACCAUGUCGUUGCAAAUUGCUGCUUUCCUGGCCGUGGCGAUAAUCUACAGCGACAUUCAGUCGAAAAAAAUAACCAAGAGGUAAAAUAUAUUGAUUUCUGGUAGAGUAUCAUGAUACCGAAACUGCUUUGCGCGUUAAAUCACUGCGAUCUUGGUUGUGGGGAGGCC
Messenger RNA from Verruconis gallopava, 2109 nucleotides. RefSeq lists its product as uncharacterized. Bases 173 to 1798 code for a protein of 541 amino acids. The record is from RefSeq and is a predicted model, not a curated record. Gene Ontology annotation, molecular function: heme binding; iron ion binding; monooxygenase activity. Lineage: Eukaryota; Fungi; Ascomycota; Dothideomycetes; Venturiales; Sympoventuriaceae. The transcript is spliced from 5 exons.